UUAACUAACACGAUGUCGUAUCUUGGGUCCGGAAACCGACAAUGGCAGAAGCCAAACAAAAUAAAACAAAGAGAGUGAUAACUGUAAUAAAACGAAACGAAGAAAGAUUUGUCUCUCUAAUUCAAUAGCUUUGUAUCCUUAAUACAUCACACACAGUCACGCACUUGCAAAAUAUUCUUAAACUUCUAUGAUCUAUCUUUCCUCGUAUACAUAAUACAUACACACCCAUCUUCUCUCUCAAUCCAUCCAUUAGUUUCUUGGAUUUUCUCUUCAGAACCUCUGGAAAAAUGUGUGACUGAUGGCGGCUGCAGAAGCAAGAGCUGCUUGGCAGAGAACAGCUAAUCGUUGCUUUGUCCAAGAAGACGCAAAAAGAGCUCCAAAACUAGCUUGCUGUCCAUCUUCAGGAGCAACAGCUAAGCAGGUCGAUUCUGGACCUGCAAGUGCAACAGAUGGGCAAGACUAUUGUGUUCCGGGUUUUGUUCCCCAUAGCAACAACCCUUCAUAUAUGAAUGUAUCUCCUGACACUAAAUGGUGGCUCCAGAUGCAACCCAACUACGGGUACAAGAAGGGAUUUUUAAAUGAUCAAUUAAAUACCAUGGACGCAGAGGUGGAUAUCCAUGGAGUUGGUUUUGCGAGCCUGAAUGUGAAAACAAGUCGAGUCCACCUAAACAAUGUUGGUACAUUAGUUACUAGAAAUUUAAACUCGGACCCCACCCAUGGCAGUGAAGGUAGAGUUUGUGCAAGUUUUAUAAAGAAAGAACGCAGUGUUAACAAGCAAGAGCUUAAGGCAGAAUAUGCAAAGGGUGUUCAAGAAUCUGUAAAGAUGAAGGAUGGUAAAGAAUCUUAUGAAUUUGUAGAAAUGGAUCACAUUGAUGGAGCUAGUUUAAAUACAUCAGAUGAGUGGUGUCUUGAUUCAGGAUCUCCAUUGAUCGGGAGUGGGAAAAAAGAUCCUUGGUGGAAAACUGCAGAUAGUGAUGAAUUAGCUUCUUUUGUUACACAGAGAUCAUCUGUUCAUGUCGAGAAUUGCGAUCUUCCCCAGCCCCAGGUGAAUCACAUUAGAAGGGACCCGAAUGUUCGUGCUCGGCUUCCCAAUUAUAAUGGGAGUUUUAACUCAUCUGUUGAUAUGAAGCCUCAAAAUGCUGAUCGCAGCAAUCGGAGUAGUUAUAGAAGUGGCGGUGGCACUCCAAAAAGCACAUGUGGAAGCAAUUGGUCAGUUGAAGGAAACUCAAAAUCUGGUGUAGAUAGUCCCCUCAGCUAUAACACAACCAGAUCAGGUAAAGCUGAAACAAACACUUCUGAUAAAGAUGACUGCAAGGCUCAGUUGUUGGAAGCACUGAGGCAUUCUCAAACCCGUGCCAGGGAAGCGGAGAUGGCAGCAAAGCAAGCAUAUGCUGAGAAGGAACAUGUUGUGAAGCUUUUUUUCAGACAGGCGUCCGAGUUUUUUGCAUAUAAACAGUGGUUCCAGCUCCUACAGUUGGAAAACUUGUACUAUCAGAUAAAAAACAACAAAAACCAUCCAAUGUCUGAUCUUUUCCCAUCGGUGUUGCCAUGGAUGCCUAUAAAGAAUAGGAAGAUGCGAAAGAAGGCAAUAAAGGGCAAGUGUUCCAAGCAAGGGCGUUCGAGAUGUAAUAUUCACAAGUACACAUUUAUGUUUGCUUUGGGGUUGAGUCUUGUAGGUGCUGGAUUAUUCUUGGGUUGGACCAUUGGUUGGAUGUUUCCAGCCUUGUUAGCUUAGCAAACUGUGUUGUAGCAUUAUUGUACAAAUGUGUGAAUAUUGGUUUCUGAGUAGAAUGAAGAGGCAUGUGAUGUAGUAUAUGUUUCAUCUAUGCAAAUAUUUAGGUUUCUUGGUUGUGGCCACAUUGCCUGCCAUUUCAGUUUCACCUAACAGGAAAGUUGUGAGGGUGCAGUUUGUAGUUUGUAUAAGUGAUGUAAUAUAUAAUGUUUGUAAGUAUUGUAUCUUUUAUUA
This is a messenger RNA of Daucus carota subsp. sativus, 1966 nucleotides long. RefSeq lists its product as uncharacterized. The transcript has 3 exons. The record is from RefSeq and is a predicted model, not a curated record. NCBI's taxonomy places the organism in Eukaryota, Viridiplantae, Streptophyta, Magnoliopsida, Apiales, Apiaceae. Bases 299 to 1735 code for a protein of 478 amino acids.